AUGAACAGGUUCACCGAAGAGCAGUUGCAACAGCAGUGGAGAUGGACGCGAAUGACGCCACAUGAACAGCAGGAAUACCGUGAUCGUCUAGCUCAGCGUACUUCUCAACAGCAGUACGGACAGCCACAAGGGCAUCAGCAGCAGGCAUCUGCCCGCCCAAAUACCCCCCGAGAAGUUACGGACAGGGCGUUGAGCCACAAUCAGUCAGUCAGUCAUCCGCAGCAGGUACCGCGGCCUUCACAACAGCAGCAGGGACCGCGACCUUCACAGCAGCAAGACGGGCGGCCAGAAGGACGGUCAUCUCCACAGCAGCAGCAGCAUUCGCAACAACAAUGGCAGUUGCGUCAACAGCCGAAUGCCCAACAACGACCGAACCCUAUGCAGUUCCCCGCACAGUCUUUCAACGAAACGCGACUUCCCGGAUCCAGUGGUAUGGCGCCUCCUCCAAAUCCAAACCGUAUUAGAGUCUUCUCGCAGGCUCAGGCUUCAACACGCUCAGUACCAAACGUAUUUCCUUCGAACAAUUUAUCCGGUGCGAAUAUCACUAUGACGGGAAACGGCCAACAGCAACGCCAGAAUGUAGCUCGGAGCGCAUCUAAGCCAUGUGCAUCAGGUCCGCUAUCGGCAUCCUCCCCGUCUUCCACUUCGUCUAGGACCAUUUCACCCCAGAAUGGAGCAACAGCACAAGCAUCAACGACUGCUACCUCGCCCACUAAAUACCAAAAGCCGUCGACACCUGGCGCCAACUCUCAUAUGCCUGUUCUGCCGCCGUCUACUACGCGAACGCAAGGCCCUGGAUCGGCUCAAGUCACAGGUCAGAAACGCCAGGCAACAGGCGCGCCUGAGGGUGCUAGGCCUGCAGACAAGCGGCCAAAUCUGAUGACACAAUCUGGUGCCGUCGACCAUACCACCUUCGCACGUCAAAACACCGCUACGCCUCAUCAGUCAGGCGUAUACCAUCAAGCACACGGCACCCCAAAUGGCGCACCGAAUGGCGUCGCCCUGACUACGAGGGAUCCAAAUUUGGAGCGCCGCGAGCAGCAGGCUAAGCUUGAUGCUAAGCAUGAGGCAGAACUUCAGUGCAUACAGGAGCACCAAGCUAGAGUAGCUGAACAAGCUCGCGUUAUGGAGGAGUACCAAGUCGCUCAAGCCGCCGCCCUUCAACGAGAGAAGGACGACAAACGAAGGGAAGAGCUGCGAAAGGACCCGAGCGCAAACUACUGCCACAUACUCGAGGUCUACAAGCUAAUGCCACUGAAGAAGGGCGAGUUGCCCAAUAAAUAUCUACUGGGGUUGAUCGCUAAUCGACCGAUGCCGAUGGACCUUGACAGCGACCUUGCGCUCGCGAUCACGUACGCCAAGGACCAUUGGGACUACUACUGUCAGUGGCCCAAGGAUGUAGCACGGUUUGCAGGCUAUGAGAGAGAGAGAAGGGCCAAGAAGCUUGCUUAG
Messenger RNA from Alternaria postmessia, 1452 nucleotides. RefSeq lists its product as uncharacterized. Lineage: Eukaryota; Fungi; Ascomycota; Dothideomycetes; Pleosporales; Pleosporaceae. The record is from RefSeq and is a predicted model, not a curated record. The coding region runs from base 1 to 1452 and encodes 483 amino acids. The transcript has a single exon.